GUGUCCCAAGAGUCCUUUAAAGAUAGCCUCAGAGUCCCAUAGAAAUUUAAGACCAAACAUCCUCUCUACUUGUCCCAGCAACUGAAAUUAGCAACAUGAAGUACAUCAUCCUGGUGGCCCUGGUGAUGCAAGUCUGGGCUCAUCCCCCAGGUAAAAAUGACAAUCGGGCGCCGAAGAAAGAACCUCCACGUGGAGUUAAACCUCCCGAAGCUGCGAAUCAUGUCCACCCUUCUAUUCCACCUUCUGGAUCUGGAUUCCAUUCCCAUUUGCCUCUCAAUGUCACAGGAAUCCCCCAACACCAUAACUCAUCUCAUCCUCCCCAUCUUAUAAAUAGUACAGAUCGGCCUUUUCAUAAAGGUUUACCUAAGAAACCCGAAGGUGGUCACCAUAGACCCAUUAGAGCAUUAGGAGUUGCUGGCAAACCUAAACCAAACCCCCCUAAAGUAGGCACCCCCCCUCCCCAUCAACCAGAGGGUAAGCCCCAUCCUGCCGGGAUAGGUCCCAAUGCUACUGUCAAGCCCUUUAGUGAAAGACCAGAUAAGCUGAACAACAAGACCGGAGAAAAGCCCAGGCCAAAGAGAGACGUUCACCAGAAAGACAGUUCUGAAUUUGAUCCCACUGGUCAACCCCACUCUGCAGAGGAUAGUAAUGAAAGCAGACCCCCAAAGCCAUCGCUGCCCCCACCUGGUACAAAGGGCGCCAAGUCUUUAGGAAAGGGACCCAAGGACAAUCAUGGACCACCCCAAGGGAAAAGGCCACACUAAACCAAAUGAUCUGGGAGAAAUUUACAGAAUUGUCUUAUGAUGUCUGUGGUACCGAAUCGUCCCCAUUACAAUUAAUGUUACAGUAAAAUAAAGAAUUCAAAUAAAUCUGCUUUACAAUUUAA
Bombina bombina (fire-bellied toad) is the source of this 886-nucleotide messenger RNA. Its product is annotated as basic salivary proline-rich protein 3-like. The record is from RefSeq and is a predicted model, not a curated record. Lineage: Eukaryota; Metazoa; Chordata; Amphibia; Anura; Bombinatoridae. Bases 96 to 764 code for a protein of 222 amino acids. The transcript is spliced from 4 exons.